This is a messenger RNA of Xylaria bambusicola, 1200 nucleotides long. RefSeq names its product S-adenosyl-L-methionine-dependent methyltransferase. The transcript is spliced from 3 exons. The record is from RefSeq and is a predicted model, not a curated record. The coding region runs from base 234 to 1133 and encodes 299 amino acids. NCBI's taxonomy places the organism in Eukaryota, Fungi, Ascomycota, Sordariomycetes, Xylariales, Xylariaceae. Gene Ontology annotation, molecular function: S-adenosylmethionine-dependent methyltransferase activity.
GGGAGGCAUGUUAGCCAAUCGCUCGCCACCGGCUACAUUUCGGGUGCACCUUGAUGGCCGGAGACUUCCCGGAGAUUUGUAAGCCUCAGUGAGCAACUCAGUUGUGGGUGAGAAGUGGAAGAUAUAAGCAUGCGCAUUCUCGUCAAAUUUCUAAGAGAAUAACCAAAUAUCGUCACGCUACUACUCAAACUACCAGUUUUGUUGAAAAGGUACCCUUCCAAAUAAUAAGAAAAAUGGCGAAAGUCCAAGAAGAGCUGGGAAAGAUGUUCAAGACAUUCGGCUCCGACUUUGACGACGAGCGGCUAGAGAAGUUCAUCGAGGAUUCCGAAAGGAUCAUGAGACGGCCGGCGGAGCUACUACUUAGGCAAGCUGGCCUCGAUACGUCACUGAGCAAGUCCUUUUCUCUGCUGGACCACGCUUGUGGGACCGGCCCCAUUGCGGCGCACUUGCAGGCGAAUGUUCACAAGCAAGUGCUGUCGCAGAGUAGGAUGCUGUGUGCUGAUAUUAGCGACAACCUUGUUAAUACCUUGAGGAGACGCGCUGAAAAGCACGGAUGGAUUAGUGUCGAGACAGCUGUUCUUGAUGCACAGAACUCAGGCCUUCCUGAACUAUCAUUCUCUCAUAUCACGGUGAACUUCGCAAUGCACGUGAUUCCCGAGCCGGAACUUGUCUUGCAAGAGGCCAUGCGAUUGCUCCAGCCAGGCGGGACGCUCGCCUUCACGGUUUGGCAUAAAAACAAUUUAGGAUGGGUGCCAGACAUGGCAUCAAGCUUUGCGGCGCUACCAUUCGAGGCACCAAUGCCAAGCCCGAUGCCAAUGGCGCCCAAUGGAAAGACGGAGUUCAUCGAUCCCGACCUCAUCCCAGGGCAGCUUCGUGGCCAUGGGUUCGACGAUGUCGAGGUAAAGACGGUAGAACACAUGGUGCGAGUAGAGAGUGCCGAUGACUACAUGCGCAAAUUCGAGAUGAUGAAGGAGUGGAUGAUACAGGCGUACUGGAGCGAGGAGAGCAAGGAGAAAGCGAAGGGCAUGCUCCAUGACUACAUCGUGCGACACCUGACUGAAAAGCACCGCGGACAGGGUUGGGACCUGUCAUGGAAGGCGGUUCUGGUAACUUGUCGGAAGCCAAAGAACUGAUGUGUUAGGUAUCGUCCAAGGUGAGUGAAUGCUAACUUGAGCGUCGUAGAAAACAUAGCCCGUCUAC